Penicillium antarcticum is the source of this 1704-nucleotide messenger RNA. RefSeq names its product C2H2-type zinc finger protein. Lineage: Eukaryota; Fungi; Ascomycota; Eurotiomycetes; Eurotiales; Aspergillaceae. Bases 1 to 1704 code for a protein of 567 amino acids. The transcript is spliced from 2 exons. Gene Ontology annotation, cellular component: nucleus. Gene Ontology annotation, biological process: regulation of transcription by RNA polymerase II. The record is from RefSeq and is a predicted model, not a curated record.
AUGGCCCAGAAAAGGAAGUCUCUGUCACAAGGAGCGUCGACUCCCAAGCGCCACCAGAAGGAAACACUCCUGGACACCUCUGACCCCAUUUAUGAGGAGACUCAUUCUGAUGCUGAAUACUCAGCCCCAGGCACUCCGAGUGCUAUGAGCCAAGACUUGAACGAGACUCCUGCCACUCCAUACUCAACUACGUCCUCCCGCUAUCCAUCCGAGCUCAAAAUCCACCGUUGCCCAUUUGAGGGAUGCGACAAAGCCUUCAAUCGUCCAGCUCGUCUCCAGGAACAUAUUCGAUCACACAACAACGAAAGACUCUUCCAGUGCACAUUCGAGGGCUGUGACAAGACAUUUCUACGCACUUCGCAUCUGAACCACCACAUUAAAAGUGCCCAUACUGGUGUCCGAGAUUACGUUUGUAACAGACCGGGGUGCGGUAAAAGCUUCGUGACCGGCUCACGACUCCGCCGACAUGAAGCUGCGCAUGAUGGAAGGGACAAGUUCCGCUGUACUGAGUAUCCACCGUGCAACGAGACAUUCCGAAAGCACACGACGCUUCAGAAACAUGUCACGACCGUUCAUCUCAAGCAGAAACCAUACCCGUGUACACAUACAGAUCCAGUAACGAGCCAGAAAUGUCAAAUGGCCUUUGACACCGCUGGAAACCUGCGAGCCCACGAAAGCAGGGUCCAUGCCGAAAAGCGAUUCACUUGUACAGAGUGUUCUGGAACCUUGCCAGAUCAAUCAUCAGACAUGAACCGUACCGACAGUCCGAACCAAGAAGCGACAUUUCCCACCUAUGCCCUUCUACAAGAUCAUAUCCGGAUCGUUCACCCUCCCAAGUGUCCUCAUUGCCCGAUUGUGUGCUCCACAUCACGAGAGCUCCGACGCCAUCUUGAGGUUGCUCACGGAGAUGUCAGCCUUGAAGAGCGUAAAGUGUUCGUUUGCACCUACUCUGGCUGUGAUCGCAGCUUUACGAAGCAGGGCAACCUGACAGUCCAUAUUCGCACCGUCCACGAAGGCGAAAAGCGGUUUGUCUGUGGCGAAACAGACCUUUCAUCCUCCAAAAAGGUUGCAGGCUGGGAUGCAAUUGGAUGCGGAAACCGUUACGGUAGUAAACUCGCACUCGAGGAACAUAUACGCACUGCCCAUAUGGGACUUCAGAAUGCCAAGGCCGAGCGGCGUCAACGAUUGGGACUGAGCAGCAAACCCUCGCAUGGCUCUAUUUCUACCUUGGCCGCCCUCACAGGCCAGGGUUAUGUUGAAGAAACAGGCCGACACAUUGCCUGCUUCUACGAUCAGUGUCCUCAUCGUUUCCAUCGCGACUACGAUCUCUGGGUGCACAUGAGCAGCAAACAUGGCUGCUCCGAAGACGAGGUGCAGGGUCUGUUCAUGCAACGUGCCCUGCUUGCUGAUGACUCCAUCACUGGAGGCAACUCAUUGGGCAUGUAUGGUCUCGGUCUUGAUCAGGAGGGCCAGUCUUUCUUCAGGGAAAAUUAUAUUGGGGGCGACGGCUCAUCAGAUAUGGCUUUCGGCUCACAGUCGAACGACUCGAACUACCUUCCCGGCAAGCAAGGUCUGAAUACCGAUUAUUUGGCGCAAGAUGACUUUGCAGCGGGUGCAAGCGGCGAAAUUGAUUCUGUGAUAUCCGGCCAUAAUGAUAUGGCUAUGAUCGACCCUGUUCUUGCUUACAAUUUGAUGGAGCAAUGA